ACCUAAAGUGUGCAACCCAUCUAUUGAGUGAGAAAUUUAGAAAUAUGAGCGACGAGAAGAAAGCAAUUGUUAGGGAUUUGGGGUUUGGUGGCCUGAUGCACAUCCCGCCGCUAAGGGUGCAUCACAAAAUAUUAAAGGAGUUGGCUAACUCCUUUAAAUUAGGGAAAAACACACUCGAAACCGGCUACGGUUCGUUUAAAGUAAGACCAAGAACAAUAGGGGCUGCGCUUGGCAUCAACGCGUCAGGAGAUCUAUUGCCUCAGAAAGUCAAUUAUAAGGAUCUUUCUGAAGACAACAAACAAAUUUUUAGAAGAUUUCAGGAGAAGACCCUCAAAAAUCUGACAGAUGAGAUGAUGGCUAUUGGUGUUGAUAAUGAAUAGGAUCACCUCAUGUUCAAGAGGAUUUUCAUCCUCUAUAUACAGAUGUCGUUCCUGUUACCAACCACAAUAAACAAAAUCUCCCUUGUGCACCUGGCACCAAUUUUCAAGAUGGACACAAUAACAGAGGGGAACUGGGGAGCACAUGUUCUGAAUUUUAUCAUCAAGGGAAUAACAGAUUACAAUCUGAAAAAGAAAAAGGCAAUUGACAGCUGCCUG
Messenger RNA from Arachis ipaensis, 596 nucleotides. The record is from RefSeq and is a predicted model, not a curated record. Lineage: Eukaryota; Viridiplantae; Streptophyta; Magnoliopsida; Fabales; Fabaceae.